AAGGUUAAUAAAAUACCAACCAAGCAUGACUGGACCGGCUGAUUUGUAAAGAUCUGUUAGUUUAAAAUGUUCAAACAUAUUUAUCGUGGACUUAUUACAUAUCACUAAUUAACACAUUCCAAGUGAUGGCCUCUCAACUGAAAUAGAGUUUAAAAUUGAUAAUAAUAAUAUCACAGUUUCUCAAAUUUAUCAGCUUGGAGCUUUCUGGAGAUAUUAUUAAAACCACAAAUAUGAAAGUCACGGUUCCUUCUGUUGCUCCUACAAAUCAGCUUCCAUUCAUAGAAUCGUUGGAAACAGCCUCUCUUUCCUCCUCUUGUACGUUUUACCAGGAAAACCAUACUCAGAACCAAAACGACGAGUUAAGUCUUGUUUGGGUUUUACAUAUCAGGACUAUUUACCCUAAUCUUUGUUUAUAGCUUCCCUCUUGACAAACUGCAAGAUGCUGCAACAAUAAAAGCCGUUUAUUAAAAAGCAUGCCCUGAAGGGUGUAGAUAACAGGACACAGCCUCCUGAUGGUGACCUCUUCACUCUAUUAGGUCUGAUUCAUGCCGGUUUUGCUAUUAUUUCAGUUGUUUGUAUUAUUGUUUAAGAGGAAAUUCUGAUUUCUUUUAUGUGCUUAUCUUAAAUUGUUUUAAUCCUUCUGUUUAGUAUGAAUGUUUUAAUUGCUAUAAAAGCACCAAAUCCCACAAACAGCCGUUUAUUUCACAUUUACUAGUUGGGUGAAGCUGUUGUUGCCGUCUACGGAUCAUCUGAUGCUUUUAUUCAUGCAUGUUUGCAGGAAUUGUUGCCAUUAAUAAAAUUAUGACAAGCAUGUUGACUGAGGAAGAAAUGAAAGGUGUUGAAAUGAACUUGCUCUGCUGCUGGGGGGGGGGGGGGGGGGGGUUGCCUGCAGUUAUAGCCUAACAAUGAGUCUGCUUGUUAGUGACCUGAGAGAGAGGGAAAAAAAAGGCAUGUAGAGGCAGCUGAUUACCAGAGCCAUGGUGUGUGUGUGUGUGUGUGUGUGUGUGUGUGUGUGUGUGUGUGCUGGAGGGUAAUCAGGCAGGUUGAAGAUUUACGUCAGUGGCUCAGCUGACAAACUGGAUCUGCAGCUCAUUGCUUUGCUGUUUGCUUCCUUCAGAUCAACAUGGCUGAAUCCCAGCAGGUGACAGCGCAGGGCAGGAAGAGAUGGAGUCUUCCGCAGAGAAGUGAGACUAAUCAGAGUAAACCAAACCGAGGUCCAGACCGAGAUCCUGAGAGAACUCUGCGGGUUCCUUUCAGAGGGGAGGUCUCUGGUGGGAUAAAGCCUGGGAAGAAGAUUGUAGUGAUGGGUGUUGUGGACUCCCAUCCUGACCGGUUCUACAUCGCCUUGACAUGUGGCCCCGGGACCAGAGAGCCUCCACCUAAUGUGGCGCUGGAGCUGUGUGUUCGAUUCAGGGACCGGCAGGUUCUGCGAAGGGCUUGCAUGUCCAGAUCCUGGGGAGAUGUUGAAAGCGCAGUCCCUUUCUUCCCCUUCAUUAAAGACCAGCCGUUCAAGAUUGAACUUCAUUGUGAACAAAGCAGAUUUCUUGUGUUUGUGGACGGCCAGCAGCUGUUUGACUUUCACCACCGAGUGACCCCACUCUGUGACAUCAACACGUUAUGGAUUAAAGGCAGCGUAACCAUCACUAAGCUGGCUUGAAGUGAAGAACUCCACUGUUGAGCACCAGCGCCAUGUGAAAUGCAUUUCAAGCUUCUGGUGGCCAAACCAGACUCAGUGUUAUGAUGAGACGUAGAAAUGAGCAAACACUUUGUAAUCAAGCAUCUCUGUUGGCAAAUGCAUUGUACAAUGUAUAUACAUGUAUAUUGUAUAAAUAUAUUUUAGUGCAUUCAAUUUUCAGUAUGAAUGUGAUGAGAUGCCAAACAUAAAACAUUUAAUUUUUUUAAUCAUUUGCUUCAGAAGCCCAUAAAAGUGGUUUUGGAUUCAUGUCUUUGAGUUGAACUGAACACUAGCACGUAGGAAAUAGUGAGAUAUUAGCAUUUAUUUAAAUAGAGUGUUUGUAUGUAUGUUUUGUGAAAUUGUUUGAUUUUUUUUAUUCUUAGUUUGGUUGGUAUAGUUUUUGGACAUUUUUUAGUAAAAUUGAUCAAUACUGUUAGUACCUGCAAAUCCAUCAAUAAUUUGUAUUUUUAUUGUUUUUUCAUUGUUAUUGUUUGUCUCUUUUUUACGUUUUAACACUCAGAGACCCUGGAGUCAUUUAGUGUAAUUUUAAUUUUUCUGUGUUGAUUGAAUGUAGUGGAAAUUUUCCAAAGGAUAUGUUUAUUGGAAUCAUAUUAGAGUUUUAAUGUUGUUUCCUUGAAUUAACCUAAAAUGGCUAAGCCAUCAUGAUAAAUCUAAGAGGGUAAAAGAAGAGACAAUAGUUGCUCAAUGUGAUGGACUCAGCAGUGAAGGACAGUCAGGCACAGUUUUAAAGUUCCAACAAAGGGUUUUUAUUUUAACCCCCCAAAAGUCAUCCAAGCCACUGAAUAAAUAAAUAGUAAUCAGGCCCAUAAAGAGGUCAACAUAACAGAACCCUACUUAUACAAAAAUAACUCAAACAAACCGAGCAAAACAAAUGAAACAAACUGACCCAACAAACGAAAUGCCUGGCUGAACUUAAAUAGUGGCUGAUCAGCCCAAACAAAGAGACACAAGCUGUCCAUGCUGGUGUGUGGUCCGGUCCAAUUAGUUGGCUCCCCCCUGCUGGUUCCCAAGCCAAGGGACUGGAGCAGCCCAUCUCACAGUCCAAAGAGCUGGACUGAGCUCUUUGGACUGGAAGAGACUGCACAGAGUCCUGCAUUUACAGCAGGUCUCCGUAGUCUAUCAAGGGACGAAAGUAGCUCUAGCCAGCUUUUUUCUGGCAAGAAACAGUAUUUAUUCCUAUAAUAAAAGCCCAGCUUAAUUUCCCUAACAAGCUUUUUAAUAUGUAAUCUAAAAGUUAAAUGUUAUUCAACUAAAAUACCAAAAUACUUACAUUGAUCCACAAAGUCGAAAUUACCACUCUGCAAGGUUUUAGUGUUGGGAGGAGUGUCGACGGCCUUCCUAGCAUUUUAAAACAACAUAGCUUUAGUUUUCGUUUCAUUCAGCACUAACUUUUAAAUCAAGCAGUCGGGUCUGUAUGAUGUCAGAAGCACAUCGCAAGUAUGUGACCUCUUGAACCAGAAAGACCACAACAGUAAACCAUAGUAUCAUCUGCAUAUAUGAAAUUGUGUAUUUGAAAUGUUUUGACCCAGAUUGUUGACAUAAUUAGAAAAUAAAACACAGAACCUUGCAGAACCCCUGACUUAAUAUCUAAAACACUAGAAAGACGACCAUCAUGUUUGACACCAGAAAGUUCUCCCAGAAAGCUCAUUUUCAAACCAGCCUGCAGCCUGUUCAGACAGUCCAAUGUUUAGAAGCCUUUGCUUUAGGAUGCAAUGAUUGACAGUGCCAAAGGUCUUUGAAAGAUGGAGAAAAAGAACAGCACGUGAUUUUUAUAUUUCCUAGUGCCUCCAUAAUAUCACUUACGACCUUUAAUAAUGCUGUAAUGGUGCCGUGUUGUUUGUAACAAAUCCAUUCCUUUUUGUUAAGAUUUAAUUUAUGAAUAAUUGCCAUCUAUUUUUAUUGUUAUAUUCAUCCACCAGAUUGCACUACUUUUUCCAUAUUCAAAGCACAUGCAAAGCUUUUUAUACAAUUUUUAUUUAUAUUUUAGUUUUUUCUUUUUUGUUUUGUUAGAAGUUUGAAGUAGUUGUUUCAAAAGAAAUUUAAAGUGAAAAAAUAUUGAUUUAAUAUUUGCACUAGUUUGUGAGAAUGUGAUUUCUUCCCCCUUGGGAUUGAAUGUGAGUUUUAAAAGGAAAAAGCUGGCACUGUAUAGAAAAUAACUGCAUAAUAAUCUAUGUUCCUGCCAAUCAUUGACCUAUCCCAGGGUCUGAUAACAAUUAUAAGUAAUUACUGACUGAGGACUGACUGAUUUAAAUUAGGAAAAUAUUGAUAUAUAAUAUUUUUACAGCAGCUUUUAACAAGGUGACAGUUUUGUCAUUAGGACUUUUUAAAAGCAUCUCUUAUAGUUAAUCAAAUUUUACCUAUCAUGGUGAUGUGAAGUCAACUUCUAUCAUUCGUAUUGAGGAUGUUUUUCUAUAAACUGAAACUUGUCAGUCGAUGUAAAAUAUGUGAUGACAACCUCUGUCCAUCUUGUGUGACGUCACGCUGCCAGACAUGAUAAACACUGAACGAAAAAGAUAUCUAUACAAGAAAUAUAAUCAUCUAUUUGCUUGAAGUGACUUCUCGUGUGAUAAUUGCUAUUGUUAGUAAUUGCUAUUUUCAGAGAACGUCCAAUAAAAACUGCUGGAUUUUAGGGAUUAAAACCCCGGCC
Molecule: messenger RNA, 4343 nt
Organism: Melanotaenia boesemani (Boeseman's rainbowfish)
Lineage: Eukaryota; Metazoa; Chordata; Actinopteri; Atheriniformes; Melanotaeniidae
Gene: lgalsla
Product: lectin, galactoside-binding-like a
Exons: 5
Coding region: 1124-1657 (177 amino acids)
Molecular function (GO): carbohydrate binding
Source: RefSeq, a predicted model, not a curated record